CACCCCAGACAGCACUGCCUCGAACGCCACCGCCCCGACCAACACCGCUUGCCCGCACCCGGCAGGCCGCCGAGCGACCCUCCCUCACUUCGCUCCCGCUCCGCUGCCAGCUGCCGUUUGGGCCGUCGCGCUGCUGGGAUGGCGGUGCUGGCCCUGGCCCUGGAGGGACUCGCCAUCUUCGGGCUCAUCCUCUUCGUCGUGCUCUGGCUCAUGCACUUCAUGUCUAUUAUCUACACACGCCUUCACCUCAAUAAGAAAACCACAGACAAACAGCCAUAUAGCAAGCUUCCUGGUGUUUCACUUCUAAAGCCGUUGAAAGGUGUGGAUCCUAACCUGAUCAGCAACUUAGAAACCUUCUUUGAACUGGAUUAUCCAAAAUAUGAAGUACUACUCUGUGUACAAGAUCAUGAUGAUCCAGCUAUUGAUGUGUGCAAAAAGCUCCUUGGCAAAUACCCAAAUGUUGAUGCUAGGCUGUUCAUAGGUGGCAAGAAAGUUGGCAUCAAUCCCAAGAUUAACAACUUAAUGCCUGGCUAUGAAGUUGCCAAAUAUGAUCUUGUAUGGAUCUGUGAUAGCGGAAUCAGAGUAACGCCAGACACGCUGACCGAUAUGGCCAGUCAAAUGACUGAAAAAGUAGGCUUGGUCCAUGGGCUUCCAUAUGUUGCAGACAGACAGGGUUUUGCUGCUACCCUUGAACAGGUUUAUUUCGGAACUUCUCAUCCAAGGUCAUAUAUUUCAGCCAACUUAACUGGCUUUAAGUGUGUAACAGGAAUGUCAUGCUUGAUGAGAAAGGAUGUCUUGGACCAAGCUGGAGGACUCAUAGCUUUUGCACAGUAUAUUGCUGAAGAUUACUUUAUGGCCAAAGCUAUAGCUGACAGGGGCUGGAAAUUUGCAAUGGCCACACAAGUUGCAAUGCAAAACUCUGGUUCAUAUUCUAUUUCUCAGUUUCAGUCCAGAAUGAUCAGGUGGGCCAAACUGCGCAUUAAUAUGUUGCCUGCCACAAUAAUCUGUGAACCGAUCUCAGAAUGCUUUGUUGCCAGUCUAGUUAUUGGAUGGGCAGCUCAUCAUGUAUUUAGAUGGGAUAUAAUGGUUUUUUUCAUGUGUCACUGCUUGGCAUGGUUUAUAGUUGACUACAUUCAACUAAAAGGUGUUCAGGGUGGUGCACUGUGUUUCUCAAAACUUGAUUAUGCAGUAGCUUGGUUCAUCAGAGAAUCCAUGACAAUUUAUAUUUUCCUAUCUGCUUUGUGGGACCCCACUAUUAGCUGGAGGACAGGACGCUACAGAUUACGUUGUGGAGGCACUGCAGAAGAAAUUCUUGAUGUAUAGCCACAGCUUUGUAACUUUGAAUGUCAGAAAGAGAAGGGGGAAAGAAAAGUAUUAUAAAUCAUUUAUAUAAAUACUUUUAAGAAAAUUUACCUUCAGUAGUUUUGUUACUUGUAUGUUUUGGUAUCUGUUCUUUAAUUUAUUUUUGCAUGGCACUUGCAUCUGUGAAAAUACAUCUGUAGUCUUGGCCAAAUGGUACCUUGCUCCUAUGUACAAAUAGAAAUGGAGAGAAUUGGUCCUGAUGUCUUAUUUCCUGUAGGAAUGCUCUGCAGUAAACUCUUUUAUUGUUUUCUUGGGUUUUGUUUUUUUUAAUUUUGGUUUUUGGUUUGUUUGAUUUUUUUGGGUUUUUUUUGGUUUUUUGUUUUUAUUUUUAAAGUAAAGUAUCCUCUUGGAUAUGAGCAGCUUCUUACUCCAUGGUGUGCUAGCUUGGCAAAUCCAGGGUUCACAUAGCUAUUUUCCAGCUGGGUUGUACAAAGCUGUAUCUAGUAAAGUCACAGAAGUACAGCCAAAUUCUUUUUUUAAUCUCACUAAAUUGAGCUAGUAACAGGACCUUGGGAAAGAAGCUCUUAAAUGCUUUAUGCCUACCUCUUGUAGUUGCUGCAGAACAAAAUGAAUGGAAAGGUAAAAAUGCUUUGCAAAAACAAACUAAAGCUGGAGUCUUGUGUUUAUAUGUAUACAUAAAAUACUUUAGUCAUUGCAAUGAACCAAAAGUGGACUGAGUUUGGUAAAAUGAGGAAUCGAAGGAAUACUGGUCAGGUGUGUGUUGUGGGCAUCUUUUGGCCAACUCUCAUCUGGUUCUGUCUUGAACCUUGUUAAGUACUGUGCUGUAAUUAGCCAAGCUGGUCCCCUUCAAUAUUUCCAUCCUUUUUUAAGGGGUGUUUGUUUUUCCCUGUGAAUGAAUGCUUUGGUGGAGGUGUGUGUGUGUGUGUGUGUGUGUGAGGCAUAGUAUGGGGUAGAAGGGAAGAGAAACACAUUUCACAAACAUUUUACACAUGAACUAUUUUCUUAUGCAAUGUCUUAAGAAUGUAAUUUCACGAUAGGUAUUUAAUAUCUUUUUAAAGUGAAAAUACAUACAUAUACUAGUCUUAAUUAAGUAUUCAGAUGAAAUAGAUAUUGUGAAUAUGUUAAAAGGGCCGGGUGAGUUUGCUGUUACUGGUUAAAAUGGUAAUCUAAUUUAAAUAUCAAACUAAGUCUACUCUUGGCUUUUUGCCUUCUACUGUUUGUCUAGCCUUUAAAUUGGACUUUUGUAUUCCAUUGGUAUGACUAAAAGGACUAGAUUGUAAUGCAUGCUGUGUUUUUUUUUUCCCCCCUCUCUGCUCUCUGUAACUUGGUUUCCAACCUCAUUGUAAGACUUCCUAAUUUGUGGUGAACUGGACUUGUUUUCUUUGAAGACUGUUUAAUAAAAAAAAACAAAAACAAAAAACAAAAACAAAAAACCACAAAGCAAUGAAAACCACAGCAAAGCUAGAGAGGGAUGUUGCAUAAGCCUUUUGUUUUCAUAAUUGUAUUUAUGCCGCUUUACUCUUCAUGUGAAAGCAUAUUGUCACCAUAAAUGUGAGCUGCUAAUUACAAGGCUAAUACCAACAAAGCAGCUUUAAAAGUUGGAUGAUAAUGUGUAGCAUAUUAGCAAUAAUGACAUGUAUUUAUAAAAAUGGAUAUUUUUACCUUACUGAGCCAGUAUCUUAUCUGUCAUGCUACACGACUGUAACAUGUAUAUGUGUGACGUAAAACAUACUCUGGGCAAAAAUGCUUUAUCCACCUUAAUAUCUCUUUUGCCUUAUGAUGCCAUGGAACUCGUUUAAUAGGCAUUUCUGUAUUAACAAAGGCUUUUGAUGCAUGCUUCAUUCUUUUCAUAUGAAUCAGGAAGAAGCACUUUUCCUGAGGAAAGUUGCACACUGAAAGCUAGUCUAGUUGUGACCCACAGAAACCAAAAUAUUUUGGUUUUAUAUUGUUUUUUCCAUAAUUGAAUUUUGCUGGUAAUGUGUUUUUGUGAGGUUUUUUGUGUUGUGGGUUUUUUUUUAUUUGUUUCAUGAAGUUUUAUGCCAUUCAUUGCACUGCUAAAGUGAAGCUUAGCUUGCAACUUAGCUUUAUGCUGAUUUCUAUGCAGGCAAUGAACAGAACCAAAAAAAGGCUGAACAGACUUCAUUUUAAACACAUUUGGUGGGGAUAACUGUUUAACAGGUGCUUUUGUAUUAGUAGAGCCAUCUUUGGUCAUGAAACUAAAGCUUCACUUAAGCAAAUAGUUUUGUUUUGGUAUUGUUUGGUUGAUUAUGGGUGGAAACAAACACUGUCUAAUGUUGUAGAAGAUGCUGCAACAGAACUUCUAAAAGUUAAAAGUUGCUAAUGUAAAGUUGUGUGGAUCUAGAGAUGUGCAGAAUAUGCCAUGUUUAUUUAAAAUCAUUGUCUUGUUUUUUUUUCUUUAUUUAAAAAUAAAUUUGGAAUACAAUAUGUUUGGAA
This is a messenger RNA of Melopsittacus undulatus (budgerigar), 3777 nucleotides long. RefSeq names its product UDP-glucose ceramide glucosyltransferase (gene UGCG). The coding region runs from base 139 to 1323 and encodes 394 amino acids. Gene Ontology annotation, molecular function: ceramide glucosyltransferase activity. The transcript has 9 exons. Gene Ontology annotation, cellular component: membrane. The record is from RefSeq and is a predicted model, not a curated record. Gene Ontology annotation, biological process: glucosylceramide biosynthetic process. Lineage: Eukaryota; Metazoa; Chordata; Aves; Psittaciformes; Psittaculidae.